This is a messenger RNA of Medicago truncatula (barrel medic), 3920 nucleotides long. RefSeq names its product cation/H(+) antiporter 15. Gene Ontology annotation, cellular component: endomembrane system; membrane. The record is from RefSeq and is a predicted model, not a curated record. The transcript is spliced from 2 exons. The coding region runs from base 1511 to 3760 and encodes 749 amino acids. Gene Ontology annotation, biological process: proton transmembrane transport; regulation of pH. Lineage: Eukaryota; Viridiplantae; Streptophyta; Magnoliopsida; Fabales; Fabaceae. Gene Ontology annotation, molecular function: antiporter activity.
UUUCCUAUCAAUCAAAAAUACUUGAAUUCUUUAAAUAGAAAAAUUACACACUUGAAUACCGCAGGAGUCUAUAAUAUUUAAAAGGUAAUGUCAUCGAUCAGUUAAUUAGUUUCAUCAAUUUGAAUUUGUUUCCUUAAAAAAGAAAUCAUUUUGAAUUUGUUUUAGAUAACUGCUCAUUAGUUGUUAAAUGUCUUAAUAUCGCAGGAGUCCAUAAUAUUUAAAGGAUAACUACUCAUUAGUUUUUAAAUAUAUUACAAAAAAUUAAUAUAAAACAGAUAUAUAACCAUAUCUCAACAAAGAACGUGAAAAUUACAGCAUUACUGGUAACAAACAAUGUAAACUGAAUUUGCCAGCUCAAAUAUCCAUAAUAACUUGUAUGUCAUUCAGGCAAAGAAUCAUUAUCAUUAUUAUUUAAAUGAAAGAUGAAGAAAAUGAAUUAGCAUAAGAAAAUAUUGACAUAGAAAUGGCUACAUGUUAUAAUGUAACUCUUAGUGCUUCAAACAAUAUCUGGAUGACUGAUGAUGUUAUGAUAAAACGUGUUCCUCUUUUGUGUCUCCAAAUUGCUUAUAAUCUUUUGGUUUCUCGUUUUCUCUUCUUCAUCCUCAAGCCUCUUCAUGUGCCUCUCAUUGUUGCACAAAUGUUGGUAAGCAUAUUCAUAAUUUGAAUCAUCAAUAUACAUGACAUUUAUCUUUUUCUGUAUAUACAUAUUUACAAGUUUUAAUAAAAUUUAUUUGUUUUUUUUUUAAUAUAAAGAAUGUGUUGUCAAUUCGAGUUGGCACGAGUAAUUAAAAAACUCAUUUAGAGACUUUAGUUUCUUAAGAGUGAGCGUUUGAAUCUGCCUGAAGUUGUUAAAAUCUCUUUAGGUGCUCAAUCCUUUUCGAAGAGAAAAUUAGAAACAUUAUAUUGAUGUGAGCGAACUGUAAUCAGAUCCAUUGACUAAGGUUUUGGUAGUGAAUUUUAUAGAUAGGAAGAAAAAAAAUGCUAUACACUAAAGUUGGCAUCUAGGUUCUCUGACGUAGAUUAAUGAUGGGCGAAGUUAAUUGGUCAAUGUUUUGUACCCAAAACAUUGUAUCUAAAAAAUGUCCUCCUCGAGGAGAUUUCUUGGCAUCUAGGGUUUAUUCAGGAGCUACAACCGUGCGAAACUGUUUGCAGUUUUGGCGUGUAUAAUAAUCCCAUGGGAUUCUUGCUAGUUUCAACCCCUGCAUGUCAUCGGUAAUGUCAGAAUAUUUAUUUGUAUUAAAUUAUUUGUCAUUUUAUUUAUUACUUUUAUUUUUCGAAUGUUACCCUUAUUUAUUAAAGUACUUGCAAGUAUAUGGCUGACAAAUAAUACAUGAAGUGCAAAGAUAUUCUAGUCUCAACAUAAUAGUUUCCAUUGAAAAUUGGCUUAAGUAAUCAUAUUCUUAAGAAGCGUGCCCAUCUCAAAUGAGACACAUAACAUGAGACACAAGGAGUAAUUAGUCACAAGGAAUUUCAACAUUAAGAAAUACAAGAAUUUCUGAACUUUUCUUUUAUGCAGACUGGUUUUUCUGUUAGUCGAAGUCUCUUGGGAUAUUUCGAGGGGGUAAUUACCUUGUUUUACAAUCCACGUGGAAUCCUAGCUGUUGAAACCAUUUCAAACUUGGGAAUUAUGUACUAUGUUUUCCUAAGUGGUUUAGAGAUGAAUUCAGACACCAUCUUAAGAUCAAGAAAGAAAGGCACUAGCAUGGCAAUUGCUGGCAUUGUGACAUCAAUGUUAUUUGGUGUUGGAUUUCUUACUCUGCAACAAAAACUUCUAGAUAAAAAAGAAAAAACUCAUAUUAAAGCUUAUCUAUUUUGGUGUUUAACACUUUCUGUCACAGGCUUCCCCGUCCUUGCUAGAAUUCUUGCUAAGCUUAAGCUUUUGUAUACAAAGCUUGGAAAGGAUACAUUAACAGCAGCUAUGUUAACUGAUGCAUAUGGUUGGGUUUUGUUUACAUUGUUGAUUCCUGCUGCUAAUAAUUGGGGAGAAGGUUAUUAUCUCUCAGUAAUCACUACCUUUUUGUUCAUAGCUUUUUGUUUUACUGUGGUGAGACCUAUCCUUACUCCAAUCAUUGAAAACCGAACAAAUAAGAACAUGUGGCGCAAGUCACAUAUGUUGGACGUAUUUAUAGGAUUGUUUAUUUUUUCGUAUAUUACGGAUUUUCUUGGUACGCAUCCUAUUGUCGGAGCUUUUGUGUUCGGAUUGAUUUUGCCUCAUGGAAAGUUUGCUGAUAUGGUUAUGGAAAUGUCAGAUGACUUUGUUACUGGUAUUCUGUGUCCUGUUUACUUUUCUGGAUUUGGUUUUAAACUCGACUUGCCAGUACUUUGGAACACACCAAAUUCAGUUUUAAUGAUGCUUAUUAUGGUUUCGUUAUGCAUACCAAAAGUUUUGAGCUCUUUGAUUGUCACUUUCUUCUUCGGUAUGCCUGCUCGAGAUGGCCUUUCCAUUGGUUUGCUUCUCAACACCAAGGGCGUCAUGGCCGUCAUACUACAAAAUGUUGCUUGGGACAAACGGUUUUUGGAUCCAUGUUCUUUCAUGGUUAUGACGCUUGCUAUUAUAUUGAUGACAGUGAUAGUCUCUCCCUUAAUAAAUGCCAUAUACAAACCAAAAUUCCGAUUCAUGCAAUCGCAAUUAAGAACCGUGCAAAAGCUGAGGUUUGAUAUGGAGCUUCGAGUCGUCGCUUGUGUCCACAAUGCUAAACAUGCCACUAACAUGAUCCAUGUCCUUGAAGCCACAAAUGCUACCAGAAUUUCACCGGUACAUGUCUCUGCAGUUCACCUUCUUGAACUCACUAGACAUGGCACUGCUAUUCUUGUUUCCCAGAUGGCUGAUUUAAACAACAUAGCAGGCGCAGAAACAACCAACUAUGGCCCAAAAGCAGAGUUUGAGAUCAUAACUACUGCAUUUAAAGAAUUUGUAGAACAAUACAAUGCUGUUAGGUUUGACACAUCAAGUGUUGUCUCAUCCUAUACAACAAUCCAUGAGGACAUCUACAACGUAGCCGAAGAGAAACGCGCAAGCCUAAUUCUCCUUCCCUUUCACAAAGAGUACUCAACGGUAGGAGGUUCUCCAGAAAUAAGCCGCAAUGAACAUUGUGAGAUAAACGAAAAUGUUCUUCAACACGCACCUUGUUCUGUAGGGAUCUUUGUGGACCGCGGACUAGGAUCGUUGUUAAAAACAAAAAUGCGCAUUAUAACCCUCUUCAUUGGAGGACCUGAUGACCGUGAAGCCUUGUCUAUCGCAUGGAGAAUGGCAGGGCAUUCAGGAACACAAUUACAUGUUGUGAGGAUCCAUUUGUUAGGUAAGGCUGCAGAAGAAAAGGUAUUGAAAAAGAAAAUAAGCAAGUCUCCUCAUGGAAUGUUGUCGACUGUUAUGGACGGUGUGAUGCAGAAAGAGUUGGAUGAAGAGUAUAUAUUUUCCUUCAGGCACAAGGCAGUGAAUAAUAAUGAUUCAAUUGUUUACUCAGAAAAAGAAGUGCAUUCGGCUACCGGCGAAGAGAUUCCAAUACUUCUUAAUGAGAUUGAUAAACCUGGAUAUGAUUUGUACAUUGUUGGACAAGGCAGUGGUAAGAACACGACGAUCUUUUCGAAGUUGUUGGAGUGGUGUGACCAUCCUGAACUUGGUGUUAUAGGUGACAUAUUAGCUUCAACUAGCUUUGGUACACACUCUUCUGUGCUUAUUGUGCAGCAGUAUAUGGUUGGGAGAAAACGUGUUGUUUAUAAAUGUCAUGAUGAAUUGAAAAAUAGUCCUGAAGUAUUGUAAAUGAUAGAUCAAUUAAUAGUAAUUGUUGGGAAGAUUUCUUUUACUAGAUUUUUAUUUUUGACAAGAUAUAGUACUAGAUUGGAUAUCACGGAUUGAUGAAUAUCAUGUAUAUUGUAACAAUUUAUGUUCAUUUUUGUAAAUUUGAAGUAUUUAGACUCCA